CACAAAUGAGUCAUGAUACUUAGAAUCAUUUGGCAUGCCCCCAGACAUGGGGAGAAAGAGGCCCCAAUCAAGCAUCAUUAUCAGAUACCGAGAGAGUGCCAAGGUCGGGCGGGGUUAAGUAAGCUAACCAACCAUAACUAAGUUACUCUGUAUGCUGCUCAUUGUUCUAUCUCAAAGAGAACAAGUAACCGGCUGCCUGCACCUCGGAUACAUCAGCUGGUGAAGGUCUAAGAGUCGAAUGCUAUGACUUGUCUCAACUACUAGAUUCUUCGCAUAUCACGCAGUUGUCUUGUGAGCAGCACAAUGGAAUUUCGUGGUCAAUGUCUCAUCAAGGGCGCUGCAUCUGCAGAGUUACAAUUCUGCCCGGUUGGACUCAGCUUUUGGGGAGGAGUGAACCCUGAAACUGGACAGGUGGUAGACCAUCACCAUCCGCUCUGCGGCCAGUCUAUCGCCGGCCGAAUUCUUGCUAUUCCCUGCGGUAGAGGUUCAUGCUCAGGUAGCACAGUCAUGCUUGAGCUUCUGCUGAAUGGAUGUGCUCCAGCUGCACUGAUCUUCGAGAAGCCCGAGCAGAUUCUGACUCUCGGGGUUUUAGUAGGAAAAGUGCUAUUCGGAUGUCCCAUACCGGUUGUGGUCUUGUCCUCUUCGGACUUCUCGAAGAUAUGCAAUAGACGCUUCGCUGCCAUUGAUGGAGAGACUGUGCUAGUCACUGACGGUCUGUUACCGACUCCGAAACUGCCUGCCGAACCCAUUCAAGGCGACAUCAACCUUUCAGAUCUAGAUCGGAGCAUUCUGGCUGGUGAAAAGGGCCAAGCAGCCAAGGUUGCUUUGGAGAUUAUCAGAAGCUUUGCAACCAUUCAAGGAGCGCGCUCACUAUUGGACGUUUCGCAGGCUCACAUUGACGCCUGUAUAUAUACAGGCCCUGCGAGUCUUCUGUUUGCCCAAAAAUUCCAAUCCAUGGGUGCUAAAUUUACCCUUCCAACCACCCUCAAUUCUAUUUCGAUCGAUCAACGCCGCUGGAAAGAACUGAACGUCGACCCGGAGUUGGCUACACAGGCGGGCACAUUAGCCAAUAUCUACCUCUCUAUGGGUGCACAGCCCAGUUUCACCUGCGCCCCGUACACGCUUGACACCGCUCCCAAGACCGGGCAAAACAUUGGAUGGUCGGAGUCAAACGCUGUUGUUUUCGCUAACAGCGUCCUUGGUGCUCAAACCCAGAAGUAUCCCGACUUUAUUGAUGUUUGCAUUGCUUUGACCGGUAGGGCUCCAUCAGCUGGAUGCCACUUGCCUGAGGGUCGACGGCCAACAAUGUGUAUCCGGGUGAGCGAUCUGGGAACGAUCAAUGACUCUUACUAUCCGCUAUUGGGAUAUGUCAUUGGCAAGCUAGCCCAGCAUAACAUACCAUUGGUUUGUGGGCUAGAGAAUCUGCAACCACGGCUCAUGGAUCUCAAAGCAUUCAGUGCCGCUUUUGGUACCACUGCUUCUGCUGCAAUGUUUCACAUCAAAGGUGUUACGCCUGAGGCUUCUAAAUUUGCAGAGCUAGAACAAGACCUACCCGUUAUAGAGCUUUGGCAAGAAGAAUUAGUUGACACUUGGCAUAUGCUCAAUUCCGCACCGGACUCUUCUGUUGACCUUGUAUCCUUGGGAAAUCCACACUUCUCUCUUGAAGAGUUCGAGGCUCUCUCUAGAUUAUGCUUAGGCCGCAAGAGAGCCGACGAUGUUAAAGUUAUCAUAACUACCGGCCGAGAUACGUACGAAAAGUCGAAAAAGGCUGGCCAUAUCGAUAUCAUCGAGGGAUUCGGGGCAACAAUUAUUACAGAUACCUGCUGGUGCAUGCUCGGGGAGCCUGUCAUUCCAGUUACAUCUCGAAAUAUAAUGACAAACUCGGCCAAAUAUGCUCAUUACGCUCCAGGGAUGGUGAAGAGGGGUGUGCAUUUUGGGAGCCUUGCGGAGUGCGUAGAGGCGGGUUGUACGGGUGCAUUUGUUGGAAUUCCCCCCGGGACAGGCCAGUGAUGCUGGUGAACAGCAGGCUUGAUAAUACAGGAACUAGGGGUCCGUUAAUCUACUUUGAAGCGCAAUGGUAGGUAAUAUGUGCCUCCACAAACACUGGUUAAGCUGAACCAUGGGGUCAGCCCCAAAGUCCGAUGUGAUAAUUUUCAUUGACUAUUGAUUCAUCACAAGUGCGUUCAUGCGGAGUUACAUGAAAUUAAGAUAUUGUGGCUUUCAUUACUCCCAGAUAGAUUGAUUUGGCCGGAAUGUCGACAGGCAGUGCUACCUGCGAUCUAGCUUCUUUGGAUCGGAUAUCGCACUGGAAGAACGACCUACUAGCUUAUCCAUAUGCUUUGAUGCAUAUCCUAUUAAACACAGAGAAAGAGAUACUCGAGCAAAAUCCGUGUGAUGGGGUAUUCUCAUCUUGACUGGCUUGCAGGUAUAGACUGCCGUAUGGCGGACUAAAUCGACCAUCCGGUACCAUCCACCUAGAACGCAUUUCACACAUACAACAUCAAAUCCACAGCCCGUAAACGGUAGCAAUCUAUAUCACUAAUUGUUAUCUAAGUCAAUCAAACAAAGCCAACAACAUCCUCCACUCAACCCGGAUAAAGAGAUUGCCCCUCAGGCCACCAAAGAACUAAACCAGCUUAACAACAGCCUUCAACGCACUCAUCCCAGCCAUAUUCCUCUCCAUAGCCGUCUGUAUACAUUCCAACCCUGUACCAAUGACCAAAGGCUCA
This is a messenger RNA of Aspergillus pseudotamarii, 2729 nucleotides long. RefSeq names its product aconitase family protein. The transcript has a single exon. The record is from RefSeq and is a predicted model, not a curated record. The coding region runs from base 304 to 2010 and encodes 568 amino acids. NCBI's taxonomy places the organism in Eukaryota, Fungi, Ascomycota, Eurotiomycetes, Eurotiales, Aspergillaceae.